AUGGAGAUUCACAUAGCGAAGACAAGUGUUGUACGCCCUGCUCAAAAAACUCCCAAUCAUUCUAUAUGGAUCUCUAACUUGGACAGGUUGCACCCACAUGACGGUCACGUUCCUCUCUUGUACUUCUACCGGCGGCCGCCGCUUUCGGUGUCGGAUAAAUCUGAUUUCUUUGACACUUCUCUGCUUAAGGAGGCUUUGAGCAAAGCUCUUGUGGGGUUCUACCCUUUGGCUGGGAGGUUGGGAAGGGAUGAAAAUGGGAGGCUGCAGAUUGAGUGUAAUGGAGAGGGGGCUUUGUUCAUGGAGGCUGAAACAAGUUGUGCAGUUGAAGAUGAGUAA
Molecule: messenger RNA, 336 nt
Organism: Pistacia vera
Lineage: Eukaryota; Viridiplantae; Streptophyta; Magnoliopsida; Sapindales; Anacardiaceae
Product: shikimate O-hydroxycinnamoyltransferase-like
Exons: 1
Coding region: 1-336 (111 amino acids)
Molecular function (GO): acyltransferase activity, transferring groups other than amino-acyl groups
Source: RefSeq, a predicted model, not a curated record